CGAUAAGGUAAACUUGUUUACUUGCCAAUUGCAUUUAAACGCACAAACGGUUAACAAAGCGCUCAGAUUGAAGAUUUAGGAGGUGGAGAGGAGUAGAAUUUGAUCAUAAGGCAUAUAAAAGAAUGGAAAAGUCUCGUUUUUCCGCCAUCGCUUUGUUGGUUUUGCUGGAGUACGUUGGUGGCUCAUUGGUGCCUCACGAAGAUCGAAGCGUUGUCGAUUUGCUUCAUGUCUGCAAUGGUGGUCGUUGGGGUGAAUGGCAUAGUCCGAAAUUCUGUCCACAAUCAACGUAUGCCAUAGGAUAUUACAUUCAGGUUGAGACGCCAGAUGGCGAUGAUACAGCACUCAACAACAUUAUGCUAAUGUGCGGCUGUCGCGAUGGUUCUGUUGGUGUCACAGUUUCUUCUGGGUUUGGACCAUUUGGCUCUUCGAACAAACACAUGUUGUGUCCCCGUGUUUCCGGUGAAGCACAAUUCAUGGUUGAAUUUCUCCUUAAAGUUCAGCCGGAUCAGGGUCUGAACGGCGAUAACACAGCGGCUAACGACAUCAAGUUCAAAUGCGGUUCUUUAAAGACCGGAUCAGGCGCUGCAAGUGUCAUUCACGCUCCAGGUGGCACAGAGUGGGGCAAUUGGUCUCAAACUUGGAGCAACCGAUGCCCGGAGCAUUCGGCCAUCUGUGGAAUUAAAACCAAAAUCGAAUCUUGGCAGGGAAGCCGUACAGACGAUACCUCGCUUAAUGACGUCAAGUUUUAUUGCUGCGACGACUAAUGUUGUUUGUGUUCACUUACUUUAUUUCUGUGCCGACCUUAACUUAAUUGGCAUUUAAGGCUGAUUUUCCUAUCGUUUUUGUUACUCUCGAUCUUGUCCAGAUGAUAUACUGUAAAUACAAUACAAGAUGUCCAAUGCCAUAGUUAACGUAACUCGUUAUCGGAACCCAUAAUAUAGUAUAUACACUACGUGUCAUUAGUUUUGUAAAUAGUGUAUUCAUGCAAAUAAAGAAAAGAAUUAUGAAUAAAAUUUCGAAGCAUUACGAAACAUAUUUGACU
Molecule: messenger RNA, 1042 nt
Organism: Dreissena polymorpha
Lineage: Eukaryota; Metazoa; Mollusca; Bivalvia; Myida; Dreissenidae
Product: vitelline membrane outer layer protein 1 homolog
Exons: 4
Coding region: 123-764 (213 amino acids)
Source: RefSeq, a predicted model, not a curated record